Molecule: messenger RNA, 1451 nt
Organism: Nymphaea colorata (pocket water lily)
Lineage: Eukaryota; Viridiplantae; Streptophyta; Magnoliopsida; Nymphaeales; Nymphaeaceae
Exons: 5
Coding region: 464-1267 (267 amino acids)
Biological process (GO): tRNA-type intron splice site recognition and cleavage
Cellular component (GO): tRNA-intron endonuclease complex
Source: RefSeq, a predicted model, not a curated record
UAUGUGACAUUUGAGAGCGCGUUUGGAUCGCUGUUCUGGCGCUGGAACAGAAUCGCGCUGUUCCGUUUCUGCUGAAACAGAUGCAAACGUCUGACUCACGGUUCGGUCGUGUUCCCGGAACAGGGACGGAACAGCGCUCGACGUCCGCAACUCCGCUUCCUAGUCCUUGUACUGUUCUCUCUCCCUCUGCUGCUGCUAUUUCUCCCUCUCCUGCUCUCCAUCCCUGCUCUUCUCGCGCCCUCUCCAUCUGCUCUCUCGAGUUCUCAACCGUCGCCCGAAACGCUCUCCCUCUCUCGAUUUCCCCUGCUCCCUAUCGAUUGUUCCAUCGCUCUCCCCUGCUGCAACUCUCACGCCUUCUCCGAUUGUGAGCCUACGCCGUGGUGUUCACCGCUGUCCAUCGGCUAGCUCCAGAUCGUUGGAGGAAAGCUGCCGAUUUGGGCUAGUCAGAUAGUCAUCUCAUUUGAUGGAGGCAACAAAAUGGGUUGAAUCAGAAGCGUCAAGCAAUUCAGAUGUAGAAGAUGAAGAAUCUGAAGAUGAGGAAUUAUCAUAUAUGUCAAUAACAAUUCCAAGUCUGCAAAUCAGGACUGCAAAGGUUUCAAUCGCUAGAUGGGACCCAAAACUGGGUAUGGGAGAAGUGGUACAGAAGAAGGGUGGAAUGUGGAGAACUACAGGAAUAGUCCGGGACAGCAAAGUUUAUUGCUUGAUGGAGGAAAUCAUGUACAUGGCAGAAAGAGGGGCACUUCUCCUAUUAAAUGAUGAUGCUAGUUAUCUUCACUUGAAGGACAUUUAUAACUUGGUUACACAAGGACUUCACGGUUGCUCAUGGAAAUGCUUUGAGGUUUAUAGGCAUUUAAAAGCUCUUGGAUAUGUUGUGGGUCGUCAUGGUCUUCUAUGGACUACAAAAUGCAAAGGAACAUCCUCUUUAAUUUCUUCUGCAAAUUGCGAACACCAUUUGGAAUCAGAAAACCUGAAGUCAGAAGGUGAUAGUGCCAUCCUCACAGAGCUUUUCUCUGUUUUGGAUAUAAGCAGUUGUGAUGCAUUGAAGGUGAGUUUCGAUGUUUAUUUACCAAAUAAGCAAUUCAAGAAGUCGGCUCCUGGAGACCCUGGUUUCAUGCUGUGUGUUGCAGGGGAGAUUCCUCCAACAAUUGUCCAGGUAGAGAACCUCAGAAAGCAAUCCGGAGAUAUUCCAAUUAAGUUUGCUCAUGUUGACCAUGGCCGUGUUAGCAUCUUCUCUUACAAUAAAGUUGAACUGCCAAUUCUGCCUUGAUACUUCAUACAAUCAUAUUUAUUACUUUAUUGACCAUUUGAAUUCACCUAGUUCAAAGUGAUUGGCAUGUACCAGUUGAUCAAAAGAAGCAAGAUCCUGUUGUAAACCUGAUGAAAAAUUGUAAAUCUGAAGUGCCUUUUUAUUCAAAAUGUCAAAAGAAGUUCAGGUGUAGAGUUAUUUAUUA